UUUUAAGCAGUUGAUCAACAACAACUACAAAAAAAUUGAUAUAUAAUAGUCAUUUAAAAAUAUGCUAAUCUAGUAUGUCUGCUGUAAGAGGAGGUGAGGAGAUUUAUUACUGGUCCAUUGGAUCUGGUGAGGUGUGUCUAGGUAGUUGCAAUAAAAGCAGAGUGACUUCCCUCCACCCGUCACUGCUAUAGGAGCUCUGCAUACGUUUGACUUGACGCAAAGGCAGAAGUAGACAUGGGGAAAAAGAGGAUCCCUGAGCUCACACUAUCCCUCCUUCUCACUGCUGCUCUUUGCCUGGGAGCAAAGAUCCAGACCUUAGUUUAUCUUCCCGACGUAACUUUGAACUGGGAUGAUGCGAGACAGUACUGCCAGAGGGAGCACGUAGACUUGGUGACUAGGACGGUGGUGAGCGUCUUCCCACUGGUUAAGGUGAUGACGGCCGCUGGCGUCAAAAUUGCCUGGAUGGGUCUGCACAGACGUCUUGACAAACCGACAGUGUGGAAGUGGGUAGAUCUAGAAACUGGUAAAGGGAUCUCAGGAGCUGAUCUCUCAUGGAGGUCUUACUGGGCCAGUAUGGAGAAGAGCAAUCAUUGUGCCUAUAUGGCAGAUAAUCUCAUGUGGUACAGUGCUCCAUGUUCAAAGGCAUAUCCUUAUUACUGCUCUGACGGGAAAAGGGUUGAGUAUCACAGUUUUAACAGGAGCUGGUACAAUGCUUCAUGGUCCUGCCAAGAACAGGGUAGUUAUCUAGCCACCAUCGACAGUUCCAGCAAAGAUUAUGUUGCUGAAGGGGGUUGGAUUGGACUGUACAGAAAGACUGAACAGGACUGGAGCUGGGUUGGAAAUCUGUCAUCGAGGUACAGAAACUGGGCACCAAGCCAUCCAUUUGUUGAAGACUGUGGGUAUUUUUCUUCUACUGUGAAACUGUGGCACAGCACCAAAUGCGACAGAGAGCUUUGGUUUCUCUGCUACGAUGUCAACGUGGUGGUGGUGAACGAGAACAAGACGUGGGAGGACGCUCUGAGACACUGCAGGGGGAUGGAAAGAACGUGCGCCCCCUAUAACGGGCCCUGCGUCAAAAACUUCGACCUCGUGAGCCUGACGGACCCGUUUGAAUUCAGACACAUCAGAAGAAAGAUUGACAGACUGACCAGCACUAAUGAGGUGUGGACGGGCUUACGCUUCCUGGGAGGGGAGUGGUGGUGGUCGAAUGGAGAGGAGCUGGACCAGGAUGGGGCGCUGCCAGACUGUCCUCCGCAGGGUGAACACUGUGGGGUCUUGUCACGCAAGACAAAUGAUUUGGAGAUACGAGACUGCGCAGAAAAGAGAAACUUUGUGUGCUCUGGUGAGGUAGAAGAGUAGGGAACAUAAAUGCUGCAGUGAAUGAGUGCUUAUUGAACAGACAGGUUUGAUUCUAUGUUGAUCUAAAUAUUACUUUUUGUAGGACUCAUUUUGUUCUUUAUGUGAUGUUUCAACAACAUUUGUAAGUGAAUCUGUGGUGUAAACAUUUAAUAAUUAGACAGAGAAAUUGAUAUAGACAAAGUAUGUAAAUACAGACAAUUAAAUGCUCCGUGAAAGCAAAUAAACUUGUUUGUCUGCUUUUUUAUGAGACUUUUUUGUUUAGCUCAUGUACCUUAAAAUUUCAUGACAUAAAACUGCUGUGAGUAGGUAGGCUGCUUUUGAAUUAAA
Mugil cephalus (flathead mullet) is the source of this 1686-nucleotide messenger RNA. Its product is annotated as lymphocyte antigen 75-like. The record is from RefSeq and is a predicted model, not a curated record. The transcript is spliced from 3 exons. Lineage: Eukaryota; Metazoa; Chordata; Actinopteri; Mugiliformes; Mugilidae. The coding region runs from base 235 to 1359 and encodes 374 amino acids.